AGCAAAUGGGUCCAUCGAUCCACUGUGAUUGUGUGCAUAAAUCAAUUGCGCAAAAGUGAAGCCUUUACCUCAAUUCUCUUCACUUCUCCCAACCGGCUCUCUCUCUCUCGAAAUUGUAAUCAAAUGUAGAAAAACGUACCUCUAAUUACACUUCGUCACUCGGGUCAGUUGGAUUUUUUUCUCUCUUUAGAGUAUCGAUUUGGGAGAUGAACAAAGAACGUCCACCUGAGCCUCUUGAUUUCUUCAUCUGGACCGUCGAGGAUGUUGGUUUAUGGUUGGAGGAGAUAAAUCUGGGUAGUUACCGCCAAAUAUUCAAAGAAAAUGGUGUCAAUGGAGAAUACUUGGAGGGCAUGUCCAUGUUCACAACUGAACAGAUACUUCGGUUUAUAAGACGGUGCCACAUGAAAUGGGGUGACUUUAUCACCCUUUGCAAGGAAUUGAGGCGAAUUAAGGUUGCCUGCUUGAAAGGGGAGCAAAAAGUCCGCAGGCCUUGGUGGGCUCCACGUUGUCUAUCCGGAGUCUUUGUCAACACAGCGAAGCGCAACAGGCAGGCACGUGUUGUUUCCUUGAAGCUGGAACCUUGAGGAAACUUAUGCUGCUGAUGUGUAUGUAUUUUUGUUUAUUCUUUACCUUUUUUUUUUUUAUUAAAGAGGGGAACAGAAAAGUAGAAAAUAACUUGUUGGUUCUCCAUGAACUUUGUUUAACAUGCAACCCCUUCUAUAUAUUUGCUUUUGUUGGUUUUUAUAGUAACUGGUUAUUAUGUCUUAAAUCUGUGUAAAAGAAUGUAACGAUUAAUGAAAUUAAAUAGUUUUCUGUCAGUUGUGAAGAAUUUAGCUCUUGGGUUC
Molecule: messenger RNA, 845 nt
Organism: Camellia sinensis
Lineage: Eukaryota; Viridiplantae; Streptophyta; Magnoliopsida; Ericales; Theaceae
Product: Sterile alpha motif (SAM) domain-containing protein
Molecular function (GO): protein binding
Source: RefSeq, a predicted model, not a curated record